Messenger RNA from Cyclocybe aegerita, 897 nucleotides. The record is from the annotation of a GenBank genome assembly. NCBI's taxonomy places the organism in Eukaryota, Fungi, Basidiomycota, Agaricomycetes, Agaricales, Hemipholiotaceae.
AUGAAUCAGCACGCCUACCCAUCGAGCUUAAGCGCCGGUAGCAACAAUAACUUCCCACCCAUCCACGCGGGGGAUGUUGGAUCAACGCACGAAGGAUUCGAUUCCGAGAGCUGGAUCGCAACCCCAACUAGUUCCGCGCUUCCGAGUUACGUCUCUGACGCGCAGUCCUUCAAUGACGCCGCUUCCUUCGUCAGUGAUACAUCGACUCUCGCUGGGCCGAUGGAUCGCCUAGGGCUCUCGAGCUCAACGCUAGUUCAUCUGCGGCCACCGUCCAUCCUCAGCACACCGUCUGUGACGAGGGAGUAUCCAGUCAUCCGAUACCAUUUUACCCCGACCUCUCCUGUGAGCAACUCGCUCACCCUCGUCCCACCUUCAGACAUGCCAGACAUGGUGCCCCGAUUCCACAUUGUCGUGACCCCGAACGUGUUCAACCCACUCUCGCACAUCACCACAGUUUACCGAGGGGAGACUCCGUUUGGCCAGUGGGUUGGCUCUUUUGAAAUGGGAAUAUCAAUUGUUUGGAGCCGCGUGCGCAUGCACAAGAAAGAUGCUCCCGUUCCGAGCGUCCUCACGAAACGCGGAUCGCGCACGAACGCAGUUUGGACGUGGAAGCCCCUUUCGCCUCUGAUCAACAAUGGCCUCCCCUGGGAAUGGGACUGUCGUCAUUCUUCCGCUGUAUGCCGCUCGAGCAAUGGCGAUAAAACCCUCCUCGCCACCUUCAUCCCAGCUCGAGUCAUCCAAGUGAAUGAGCGUGGGGAAGAAACUCCACUUCCCGCGCUGCAGGUCACUCUAGCGGGACAGAAGUUUUUUGAAGAUAUUUUAAUCUCGUUGCUCGUCAUCGAAAGAAAGAAGGUGCUUCCUGUAGAGGACCAACAUGCCAAGACCAUCUUCAAUUGA